CUAUAGUAUAGUCUAAUUUCUUAUUUCAGUCAUUAGCCAGACGUGAACCUGUAUACUAUACUUAUAAAAUGGCUGCGAUAGACGUUGAGCCUAUGCCUAUAAAAGUGGAGACUGCAAUGCGUACGUUAAAGUUGUCGGGGCAUGUCGGUUUCGACAGCCUGCCGGACCAACUAGUAAACAAGAGUGUGCAGAAUGGAUUUGUGUUCAACAUUCUAUGUAUUGGUGAAACUGGCUUAGGCAAAUCUACACUUAUGGACUCUUUGUUUAACACCAAUUUUGAGUCUUCUCCUAGUCCACACAACCUGCCAACUGUUAAAUUGAAAGCACAUACCUAUGAACUGCAAGAAAGCAGUGUACGGCUUAAGUUGACACUCUGCGACACUGUGGGAUAUGGUGAUCAAGUCAACAAGGACGAUAGUUUCAAAGCCGUAGUGGACUACAUUGAUGCUCAGUUUGAGGCGUAUUUGCAAGAAGAGCUUAAAAUUAAGCGCUCCCUACCGACUUACCAUGACAGCCGCUUGCAUGUUUGUCUUUACUUCAUUUGUCCGACUGGACAUGGCCUCAAAUCAAUUGAUCUUGUUUGUAUGAAGAAAUUGGAUACUAAAGUGAACAUUAUUCCCAUCAUUGCAAAGGCUGAUACCAUCUCGAAGACUGAACUGCAGAAAUUUAAGUCCAAAAUUAUGCAAGAACUCCAAUCAAACGGUGUCGAAAUAUACCAGUUUCCAACUGAUGAUGAAUCCGUCUCCGAAGUGAACACUACGAUGAACAGUCAUAUUCCAUUUGCUGUGGUUGGCAGCACUGAUUUUGUCAAAAUUGGGAACAAGACUGUGAGAGCCAGGCAGUAUCCUUGGGGGACUGUGCAAGUUGAAAAUGAGUCUCAUUGCGACUUUGUGAAGCUUCGCGAGAUGUUAAUUCGCACCAACAUGGAGGACAUGCGAGAGAAGACUCACGCGCGCCACUACGAGUUGUACCGCCGUAGAAGACUCGCGCAAAUGGGAUUCAGCGAUGUUGACGCGCAUAACAAACCGGUGUCCUUCCAACAAACAUUUGAGCAGAAGAGAUCAGCUCAUCUCGCCGAGUUGCAGCUGAAAGAAGAUGAGAUGCGUCAGAUGUUCGUUCAACGCGUAAAGGAAAAGGAGGCUGAACUGAAGGAAGCUGAAAAAGAGCUCCAUGCGAAAUUCGACAAGCUGAAGAAAGACCAUACAGAAGAGAAGAAGCGGCUCGAAGAGCUUCGUAAGAAGAUAGAAGAUGACACAAUUGAAUUCAACCGUCGCAAACAACAGACCCAACACUCACACCACACUCUUACUCUUGGCAAGAGCAAGAAGAAGUGAGGACACACCUCGUCUCUUAGCAGGUCCUUCCGGUAACCUUUACCCAUAGACAAAAACCUUGACCGGAAAUAUGACUGCCGCCAAUUUGUCGAUUAUUCUAGAACUGUGCUGAAUAUUUUGUUUUGAUGAUAUUUUAUUGGAUAUUUUGUUUACUCUGUGCAAAGACAGUUUACUAACUUAAUGCCGUCAGAAUUUAUUGAAAAAUAUUUGAAAAAAAAAUCUAAUGUAAGUAACCGUGCAGAGAAGACGGGUUAUUUUUGCAGCAAAUAAAAUUUAAAUAAAAAAAAGUGUGUACAUAUGUACACGCGUUAGAAGUUAUACUUCUUUGGCAUAACCAGAUUAAAAUCUUAUAAAAUUUUUAUUCUACGUUUAUAGAACGACCUAACAAUAGAAAAAAGGGUUUUUAUUACAUUGAAAGAUUGAUCAUAACGCAUUGUCUAGUUAAAGGUUUAUUUAAAUAUCACAAAAAACCUAAAAUGUUGACUGUAACUUCUGGGUCUCGAAUUUUUGUGACGGUGUGCGCGCGCAUCGUAAAAAUUUACUCAUAAUUUUUCCCUAAGUAUAACUUGAAAAAGAAAUAAUAAAAUCUCGGCCAAUAAAUUCUUUGUCUUUAGCAAAGCGAAGAUUAAUACUUGCUAAAUCGGUAAAGUUUGUAAUCGGCACAUGUUUUUUUAAUAAUCAACAAAUAAAAACUAGUCCCGCCCGCUAAACGACUAUAUACACUCCUUUUGCUUUCGACGUACAAGUUUCGAGCGAACUAUCGCGUUUGGCAAUUUUUUAUCCUUAAUAGUCUAUUAAUAGAAUUGAAAUAAUACCUAACCUUCAAGCUGAACCUUUAAGUAUUAAGGGUUCCAUAGAUAAGCGAAAGCAUUCAUUUCAUCGAAGCUUGUACACAUCAAUCAUUUCCAGCUUCAUUGACAGCUGUCAAUGUCAAAAACAUUUUCCGUAGAUCUAAAAAUCUUUGUCUGGAUAUUUUUGAAUUUUGUUUGCCCUCUCAGAUGUUUUUAUUAGUGCCUUUAAUUAUAGAGUAUUGUACUAAUGGUAUAAUAUGAGAUAAUUUUAUUCAUUCUGUAAAACUUUAUGGUAUCACGAAUAAUAUGUUAAAAGGGUUGAAUUUUUAAUUGCUGGUUUGAGUGACUGAAAAAAAAGUUUUUAAUUUGAUAUUGAUUAUGCUGAUUUAGGAAAGGUAGAUAGAUUUUAAUAGAGCUUUUAAAGAAAACAUAGAUGCAAUAUUCAAUUUUGUAAGCACAUGCAAUUCCGAGAUUUUACACAGAUUUACACACUAAAACUUGUGUUAGCACAUAAAUUGGGAAAUGACACUUACCGAAAUCUAGAAAAUUUCUCUAUGAUUUUAUGACAUUAAAAUUUGAAAUCAAAUAAAAUUUUACAUUCUAGGAUACAUUCUAGAUAAAACGAUAUAAUUCUCUGGUUCCAAUACAAUUUGCUAAAUCUUUUUGCUAAUUAAGCAUCUCGUCCAAAUGGACUGCCAAUUUACUUGCACCUAGCCAUAUACUAAUGUUUUAUACCAAAUUUUAUUUAUCUCUAGACUAAGUUAGUUAUAAGAAUAAUUUCGUCAAGUAUUAUUGGAGAAUCGAUCUUGUAAUUAAUUUAAUUUUAAAAAUUAAUUGGUGUUUAUUAAUAUUUGUAUUAAAGGAAUACGACAACCAUACUUCAGUCGAUUCUUUUCACUUUAUUACAAAUAAAUGUGGUUAUUUUUUGAACGCAAACUUUUAGAUAUACUUUACUUGGUUGGAAUGUCGUUAAAAGUUUAAUUUCGAUUAGUAAUUCUUGGUGAGAUUAAAUUCUGAACACAAACUUUGUAUGUAUGAUGUAAUGUUUAUAGGUUUCUCAAUUGCCAAGUAGAUAUUAACCAAUCUAGUAAUGCACUAAGCAUAUCAAGCGUUUUAUUUUAGUUAUAAAUGGUUGAUCUGUGUGUUAUUGUAAACAUUGGUAAUCAUGCAAUGUUAUUAGAACAUUCAU
Messenger RNA from Pieris rapae (cabbage white), 3314 nucleotides. RefSeq names its product septin-2 (gene Septin2). Lineage: Eukaryota; Metazoa; Arthropoda; Insecta; Lepidoptera; Pieridae. Gene Ontology annotation, molecular function: GTP binding; molecular adaptor activity; GTPase activity. Gene Ontology annotation, cellular component: microtubule cytoskeleton; cell division site; septin complex. Bases 69 to 1334 code for a protein of 421 amino acids. The record is from RefSeq and is a predicted model, not a curated record. Gene Ontology annotation, biological process: cytoskeleton-dependent cytokinesis. The transcript is spliced from 9 exons.